Molecule: messenger RNA, 1417 nt
Organism: Rhododendron vialii
Lineage: Eukaryota; Viridiplantae; Streptophyta; Magnoliopsida; Ericales; Ericaceae
Product: protein CHROMOSOME TRANSMISSION FIDELITY 7
Exons: 6
Coding region: 38-1138 (366 amino acids)
Biological process (GO): mitotic sister chromatid cohesion
Cellular component (GO): chromatin; nucleus
Molecular function (GO): protein-lysine-acetyltransferase activity
Source: RefSeq, a predicted model, not a curated record
AAUCUCCAUCAAACGAAACAAAACAAAAACGGGAAAAAUGCAGCCCAAAAUCAGUUCAUUCUUCAAAACCCCCUCAGAUUCUUCCUCUUCUGCACCGAAAUCCGAUGACCCGCCUCCCGUUUACGACGAUUUGUUCCGCGAUGAAGUCACCAACAGAAAAGAACCAGAAAUUCGAAUCACAUACCAACGUAGACGACCUCCAAACCCACCAAAAAGUGGUAGUGAUGGUGGAUCGGUGGGGGAUAUGCCAAAGAGAGCUGAUUUGGGGGACCUGUCAUCAAAACCAGUGCCAUCUUUAUCUAGGAAAGUAUUGAACAAGAAAAGGAGCUAUGCCCAAUUCCAUUUAGAGUUGGGUCAGUCUGACUUUCUACUACACUCGUGUACCACAUGUGGAUUCAAAUAUGCUGCUGGGGAUGAAGGGGAUGAGAAGGUCCACAAGACAUUCCACAAGGAUUACACUCAUGGUAUUCAAUUCAAGGGUUGGCGAAAUGAGAGAGAGAUUCAAAUGCCUGCGCUAAAAGGGAGUCGUAUAAUUUUGGUGUUGGAGGAUGACCCUGCUCAUCAAAGGAAUAAGGUCCAGGAGGUUGUAAAGAUGAUGGAGAUGGAGCUUGGUGAGGAAUGGAUAUUUCAUAAGCACUGUAAGGUGUACCUAUUUGUUGAAUCCCAAAGAAUUGCUGGCUGUCUAGUUGCAGAACAGAUAAAGAAGGCAUACAAGAUCCUCUCAAGCUCAAAGGGUGGAGGAGGACACAAAGGUACUGGAGCAAAGGAUGCAAGACCAGAUUCAACUACUCUCCAAUUUGGUGAAGUGAUUUUUCAGAGGGAAGUAGCAAGAAAAGCCACAUCACAUACCAGUUACGAGGUGUUGGAAGGCAACCGCAGUGGAGCCAUAUUCUGUGAAGAGGAAACUGUUCCAGCUCGAUGCGGCAUCAGAGCCAUUUGGGUCAGUCCCUGCAACAGAAGAAAACACAUUGCAAUCCAUUUACUUGAUGCUGCACGGAGAAGUUUCUGCAUGGAAGUAGUCCUAGAACACUCUCAGCUGGCAUUCUCCCAGCCAACUUCAGCUGGAAAGGCACUGGCUUCUACUUAUACAGGAACUCCCUCUUUCUUGGUGUACAAGGCCAGUGAUUCCGACUGCUAGUUUAUAACAAAGCCUACGCUAAUUUUGGCCGCGUUCCAACCAUGAAUAGGCUGAUCUCUUAUUUACUAUGUGGACUGGACAUUUUGUCCAGAUGAGAAAGGGAUUCACUUGAAAUGAAAUCGUGGAUAACAAUGCAUAAGGAGUGUGGCCUUGCUUUCGUGAGUUGCAAUGGGAACAAAAGGUAGUUUAACCUAAAUUUUGAGAAUGAGAAGAGACUGAUUCUGUGUAAUUGUGAAAAAAAUGAGUAGCUAAAGUAGAAAAGUCUAUUUUUGAGGUUAA